Nerophis ophidion (straightnose pipefish) is the source of this 3405-nucleotide messenger RNA. Its product is annotated as C4b-binding protein alpha chain-like. The record is from RefSeq and is a predicted model, not a curated record. The coding region runs from base 158 to 1201 and encodes 347 amino acids. The transcript is spliced from 12 exons. NCBI's taxonomy places the organism in Eukaryota, Metazoa, Chordata, Actinopteri, Syngnathiformes, Syngnathidae.
CAAAAGAAGAAGAAGGUCACUUCCUGUUAGUUUCCGGCUUAAGGGAAGAAAUGCCGGCAGAAAUUUCAACACCCUCUGAAUUAUUUGUUGCCAUUUACCGUGACUCCUUGUCGAGGCAAUUCGGGAGGUCGUCCACAAUACUACAUUUACCUCGACCAUGGACAUCCUUUUAUUCCUGCGACUAAGUUUGUUUGGACUUGCCACGAUUGCUCAAGCUCAAAGCUGCUCUAAACCUGUUGGAGGUGCCAACAUGGACUUGAAGGACACAGACAUUCUUACGGAAACUUUUCCCGACGGUGGCACGGCUACUUUUGCCUGUAAUGUGGGUUACACGCCGGCAGAAGGGGCUUCAACCAUCACUUGCAAAGCUGGAAACUGGAGUCCAGUUACGCUCAUAUGCGAAAGGAAGAGCUGUGGCUCCCUUGGAGACGUGGCAAAUGGAAAUAUUGAUUAUUCACAGGGGAAUCACUUUGGUGAUAGAAUCUCCGUCAGUUGCAACCCUGGUUACAUCUUGGUUGGCAAAGACUCCUUCAUAUGUGGAGAUAAAGGGUGGGAAGGCGGCCGCCUGCCGUAUUGCGAAGUGGUGGUGUGCCAGCCCCCGCCACAAUUAGCCAAUGGCUCGUUCAACCCUGAAUUAGAGAGCUAUAAAUAUGGACAACUUUUACAGUACAGCUGUAAAAAGGAUUAUACCCUCAACGGAUCCAAAAUCGUAGAAUGCUCACAUAAUAGUAAAUUCAAACCCGAUCCUCCAAAUUGUGUCAAGGUGAACUGUCGAGAACCUAUAGUAGCAAAGGCUGAAUGGGCAGCACGACCCCCCUAUGGAUACAGGGACAUGCUGACAUUUCAGUGCUUGGAAGGAUACACAAUGAUUGGAUCUGCCAGCAUCACGUGUGGCAUCAACAGCAGCUGGUCGCCACCGCCUCCCAGUUGUCUACCAAAACAAACGACCAUGACACCUUCUGACAAGAAGACACCGUCAUCACCAACCACCCCAACACCAAAAGGAAAUGGUGGGGACAGCUUGUGGAAGCCUGUGGGUAUCGCUCUUAUAGUCAUCAUUGUGCUCACGGUGGUUAUUGCUGCAUGCUAUCACUUCCGAGGAGCAUUCAUCAACAAAGAGAACAAACUUGGCUAUAGAAAGGGUCGCUCCAACAGCGUCGCUACCGCAGAUGAGGGAGUGGUGCUGUCCGUAAGGAGCUAGUAAGUUUGCUGAUCCUGUCGGCCCAACAUUGCUAGGAGGAAGAAGACUACGGACCUCAGCCCCAAGAGGACGACAAAUUCCGUAAAUUUGUCUGAACUCGCGCGUAUGUUUGGAUUACAUCUGAUGACACGUUCUUCACGCUUGAUAUUCAAACUGGAAGACGUUUUAGAAACAUUUGAUCCGAGAUGAUUGCAAAAUAUCCGCUUUCAAAACAACAGGACAUCCUUUACUGUAUUUUCCAGACUAUGGAGCGCACCGGUGUUUAAGCCACACCCACAAAAUUUUAAAAGAAUAAAAUAUGUUUACGUAUAUUAGCCGCACCGAACUACAAGACGCAGAUAUAUUGGUUAUUUACAUAGAAAUAUUCUGUAAAUGUUUAUUUGCAUACCUUAAUUGUUUCCUAACAGUGUCUGUAACACGGCAGUAAAACGGCUGAUCAAACAAAACAGAAGUCAUCAUCAUGGACCCACUAGCUGCGCAAGUUAGCUCUCCAAAUCAGGUAAACAGACUCAAUAACUCCAUGAUGACGUUUUGGUGGAUUUACUGAAAAAUUUGUGUAAAUGAAAAUAUACAAAAAGAAUGCCGUUUAGUUAAUACUAACAGACACUCGUAAAUAUGUUCGCAUAUCAGCUAAUGCUAACGACCGUAGCUUGAUUACUAUAGCACGUACAAUUAUGCAUGAAAACACUCCUACAGACAUCACACAUGGGACGCACUAGUAAGCAAGAAUUGUUUUAGUUAUAUUGCAAAACUUACCGAAGGAUGAAUAAAGAAUCGUUAUGAGCAGAAAUGCCGCGGACAAACAGGCACUUACGCUUCCGGGUGAAGGCACGAAACCCGCAGCACCUGCAGUGAGCUCGUCCAAAUGAUGGUGCCAUAACACAAACAAUAACAUACCCAUUCAGUAUCUCUUGUUGGUGUAAUAUGAAUACAAAACAAUAUGGCUUUGAGCAAAGAAAAAUCCAUUAAUUAGCCGCACCGUUUUAUAAGCCGCAGGAUUCAAAGCGAUGACAAAAGUGGCGGUUUUUAGUCUGGAAAAUACGAUAUAUUUUUUUCCUUUUUCUUCAAUAUUCCACAAUGAUUUUAGAUGAUUUGCCAGACAAAUGAUUUGGAACGCAGGCUGACACGUUCAGUUCUUGAAAAGAAGCAGUUCUUAACAAUAACCAUUCCUCAAAGAGAAACAGUUCUUAAUAAGAACUAGUCCUCAGAGAGAGCCAGUCCUCAAAGAAAACUAGUUCUUAAUGAGAGCCAGAACUAGUUCUAAAUGAGAGCCAGUCCUCAAAGAAAACGGGUUCUUAAUGAGAGCCAGAACUAGUUCUAAAUGAGACACAGUCCUCAAAGUAAACAAGUUCUUAAUGAGAGCCAAAACUACUUCUAAAUGAGAGCCAGUCCUCAAAGAAAACCAGUCCUCAACCUGUUUUCAACAAGAAGCAGAACUCAAAAGGAGAACCAGUUUUUGUGAUGACCAGGACUCAGAAGAGAAACCUGUUUUUGAUUGCAUCCCUAUAGAAGAUGUUGUAGCAUGAGAAGAAUUGAAAGAUUCUUCUUUUAAAAAGUGCCAAUGAUUGUCACACAUACACGAGGUGUGGCGAAAUUAUUCUCUGCAUUUGACCCAUCACCCUUGAUCACCCCCUGGGAGGUGAGGGGAGCAGUGGGCAGCAGCAGUGGCCGCGCCUGGGAAUCAUGUUUGGUGAUAUAACCCCCAAUUCCAACCCUUGAUGCUGAGUGGGGAGGUAAUGGGUCCCAUUUUUUAUAGUCUUUGGUAUGACUCGGCCGGGGUUUGAACUCACGACCUACCGAUCUCAGGGCAGACACUCUAACCACUAGGCCACUUUUAGUUCAUUUCCACUUUCAUUUGUCACAUUUUGUUGAACAGUUUUAAACUGGAAAAAUAAGUUUUCUAUUGCGCCUUCAAAUGAAUGUAAAAUUGUUAAUGAUGUAACAAACAUGCUUGCUCUUGAAUGACAACAUAUUGCACUGUACAUACUGUACAUACAGUACAUAUACUAUAUAGUGUCUGUACUGUACAUACAGUAUCCAGUUAAAAACUUGCUGAGCUGCACUUUUUCCAAACUAUUUAUUGUAUGAAAAGUUGUCACCACCAAUAAGUGUGCGUGCGCGUGUGGGUGUGUCGCUUUAGUUGUUGCUGCUUUGACAUUGCACUGUUCUAGCCAAAAGCCAAACAAUAAACAAAAUAAGUUGAA